CCCAUCUCUGUAACCAAGGUAACUGGAAAGGAUGGUCUCGCGUGAACACGUAUCUCGAGACGAGGAGCAAAGGAGGAAAAGUGGAAAACCAAAUGAUUGAUACAUUGUAACGGCUAGCUGCCAAUGUUUUGGUCAACAUUAAGUGCUUGUUGUAGCAAAACGUGCCACAUUGUAUCUUUUUUUUUACACGCUGCGUUUUACUUCGAAGCAUGUGUUUAGAGAAGACUGACGGGACUCAAAUCCUCCGAAUCAAUAUUUAAGUUAGCUCACUGUGCUAACUUGAUAGCUAGCUUUGUUUACAUCGGCUGCGCGCGUGAAUUCUUACUACUGGCUUCAUUCGUCGUUAAUCUUUGAGCUAUAGGAGGACGGAGUUUUAAUGUUUUCCUACGAUUUUCCACACUAUGCACAAUCCCCCUAAAAUUUGUUUAUGAUGUACUAGUAGAUAUUUCGGUGCUCGUGGCACCAGCUAACUCUUAGGACCUUAGCUGGUGGGAUUUUCUAAUUCAUUGUGUGAAAAUGGAAUUAUUGAUGUGAGAGACAAACCAUAGGAGUAACGCGAGGAGUGCUUCGUCCCAACACAAGUCAUUUAAUCGUGAUCAGGUAAACUCAUGGUGCGAAAACAAUGUUAUGCUAUUGUGCAACUGGCUAUCUUUACGCUCUAACACUUCGCGCGUCACAUUUCAUUAUGCUGUAUUUCGGACUGCAGCUGUCUGCCUUCCUACACGCGGCCGGAUGACUUCGGUAUUGUUUUGGUGAGAACGGAACGGACCAAACCACGGCAGAUCAUCCCAUCCACCCUGGGACCCGUCUCAGUGCGUGGCUGGGUUUAUUCCCCCCCGGGCUCUGUUUCCCAGAGGCUGCGGUGCACAGAGAUGAACCCUGUCAAUGCAACCGCUCUGUACCUGUCCGCCAGUCGGGCCGUGUUCCAAUGUGACCCGCGGAGACCCCAGACCUUCACAGAGAUGUACAAGCUACUGCUCUUCUUCCGACAGUCCCUCGCAUGUUUGGUCUGCGGCAAACUGCUUCAAGACCCAAUUGCCCCCACACACUCGGAAUGCCAGCACUAUGUGUGCUCGGGAUGCAAAGGCCAAAAGAUGCAGAUGAAGCCACUGUGCAGCUGGUGCCGGGACUACUCCUGCUUCCAGGAGAACAAACAGCUGUCUCUGCUGGUUCAGUGCUAUAGGAAGCUGUGCUUGUACGUCACCCAAUCCCCGCUGCUGCAGCCAAUCAGCAGCCAGGUGGGCGGGUCUCCAGAGCUCUUGGCCCUGCUGGAGGAGGUUUUGUUCAUGACGGCCGAGGACUCUCUGGACACAGAGCCAGACACAGAGGAGCCCGCGCCAGUGGACGAAGCUCCCUGUGCUAUCGAGUCCCUUACCCCCACUGAAGCCCCUCCCGUACCCGCAGAGCUGUCGGCCCCGCCGCAGUGCUCCUCCUCAGAGCCCCCAUGGCCCGGUGCGCAGCAGGACUGCAACGGGACCUGCGUGGAGGAGCUGGGUCCCUCCUCCCCGGAGCUGGAGGUGUGUGAGCUGGAGGAGGAGCAGCAGCAGCCGUCCCCGGGGAGCCUCUCCGCUGCGUCCUCGGCCAGCUGUGGCGCCCCGGAGCCGGGCCACGCCCCAGGGUCGUACGCCCCCCCGCAGACCUCGGCCUGCUCCCUCCUAGACGAGGAGUCUAGCAGGGAGCUGGAGGAAGGGGAGGUUCUGCUCCUCAGCGUGGAGGAGGUCCUGCAGACGCUAGACCCCAUCCAGCCCAUCGCGGACUCGCCCGAGUCGCCGCCGGAGAGCACCCACACCCACACACACACACACGUGCACAUCCCCUCGGACAGAGGGCACACGACACAAAUGUACAUACGCUUGGACACGGGGCACAACUACACACAGAUCCAGCCGGACAGGACUCGCACGUUGGCCGGCUACGGUAGCGCUGCUCGCACGCACGCACCCGUAGCCCCCUCAGACCCGGCCCCCUGCCAUCCUCCGUUCCGACCCCACAGGAAGAGGUCUCGGUCGGAGAGCGACCGGGAGCGGGUGAAGCCUCUCCCCAUCGCCUCCAUCCUGCAGGGCGCCACCGCGCCGCCCGACAGCCCCUCCGUCCCCCAGCCCCAGCCCCACCCACACCCACACCCACACCCACAGCCGUCCAUGGCACCCUCUCACACGUACUCCUCCCUCCCCAACGGCUCCGCCCCCAAACCCAACCGCCCCUCGCCCAACUACACCAAGGGCGCCCGUAAAACCACCGUAGACCCGGCGCCCAAGAAGCCCUGCGGCAAGCCUCGCAGCAGCGGAGGCCCCAAGCCCAAGGACCAGCGAACUAAGGACCAGCGUGGCAAGGACCAGCGGCUGCCCUCGGGCUGCCUGGUCCCUGCCGUCAAGCCCCCCUACAAAAAGCCUGUGGAGAAGAAGGGCUGCAAGUGUGGCAGGGCCACCCAGAACCCCUCUGUGCUGACGUGCCGGGGGCAGCGGUGUCCGUGCUACUCCAACCGGAAGGCGUGUCUGGACUGUAUCUGCCGCGGCUGCCAGAACUCGUACAUGGCCAACGGCGAGAAGAAGCUCGAGGCCUUCGCCGUGCCGGAGAAGGCGCUGGAACAGACGCGCCUCACGCUUGGCAUCAACCUCACCAGCAUCACCGCCGCCGCCCUCCGCAACCCGGGCACCGCCACCGCCAUCCACGGGAGCCACACCCACCUCCUUAACGUCGCCACGGCAACGGGCUCCCCCAUGGCCACGGCCUACCUUGCCCCCAGCCCUCCGAAGGACCCCGCGUACAAAGACGGCCUUGAGCUGCUGAUUGGCUGAAGGUUUUUGUUUUUGUUUUUGUUUUGUGGCAGUUUAUUAUUUUUUUUUUAAACUGCUCAGCGAUGACUGAAUGUGAUGACUGUUUGGUCUGAUGGAGGGCUACGAGCCUCUUUCUUUGUCUUUGUCUCUCGCGUUCUCUGUCUGUCACUCUCUCUGUCUGUCGCUCUCUUCUGCGAGGGAUACCGACUGAGGCAGCUAUUGAUCUAAGUGUGUGUGCGUGUGCGUGUGCGUGCAUACAUGGGCGUGCCAAAGCUAGUCUUUUUUUGUAGUGUGCCUGAAUAGUGCUGUGUGUCUUGUCCUUUGGGGGCCCUCAAACACACAUGCUCACACACAAGUGGUUCCUAGUCUGUUCUGCAUUUGAGAGUGGCGUUUUUUUUUAAAGACCACAGACGUCAAUAACAAGUCUGUGUGUGCUUGUGCGUGCACCUGGACACAUGCAAAAUAGUGGGUGCAUAUCGACAAACAACAGCCUAAUCAUCUCUCUUUCACCUUUCAUACAAUCUCCAUGAACUAAAGUAUUAAUCACUGUUGGUUUCAGGUGGUCGUUAGAAUCAGGGACAGCCCUACUAAUAAUGUAUUUUCUUGUGGUUAGUUAACAUUCGGCUCACCUGUAAAACAUCUCUAUCUGUCCAGUACAUAUGCCUUCUGUAUGUUUUUAUAGCUGCCUGCCUGUAUCUCAGACACUCUACUCUCUCAAUGAAUCCUAGUACUGUUGCCAAUGAAUUGGCUUUAAUGGACUUGAUGUAGACACUGCAGGCUAGAAGAUAAGUGUUUGUCUUGCUCCGGGGUGCGUGAGUGUGUGUAUGUGAGUUUGCCUACCUGCUGAGUUUUACUGUAACGUCAAUGGGAGUGGGCACCAGGACACGAGCACUUAAAGUCUGGCAGAUUGGCCAAUUACAACCUUUCUCGGUUACCAUAGCAAUAUCGGCACCAAUGGGCUGAACCCACACUAAUGGAGCCUUCCAGCCCCUCACACAAAAACACAUCCAUGUCUGUUUACAGAGCUUCUGAGGAACCAGUACAAGCAUUGUAAUUUAUUUAUAGCUCAAUAUUACACUAUAUAUUUACAGUCAAUGUGAUAUCUGUAAUAUUACAACUCAUUUUUUCUAAGCGGAUUGUUAAAUGGUGUGUUGGUGUAUAUAUGCGUAUAGACGAAACAAAGCCAUACAAUUAACACUAUUAUUCAGAGAAAAACAUCCAUGGCCUGCUCAUGUUUGUCCCCAGUCAAAGUGUUUCGCCAUGGUGAAGGCCGUGGUAAAAAAAAUAUCUCUAUAUAUUUUUGAUACCAGUCCAGGGUGUGUGGACGCCUAUGUGUGGUUUUUGUUGAAAGCACCUUGGAUCCUCUCAUGUAACUGGGAGGGUCCAUAUCUGUCCGUUUAAUUUUCUGUGUGUGCCUGUUAUCUACUCGUGUGUGUUUGUCAUGGGGACCAAAAAGAGAUUUUAAGUGAGGUCAGAGGUCAAAAGAAAAACCUGACUUCUUCUUAAAGCCAGGAAGUAGUGGCUAGAUUUACAGUUAUGAUGCGUGUGUGUGUGUGUGUGUGUGUGUGUGUGUGUGUGUGAGAGAGCCUACACGUGUGUGUGCAAUGUGCGAUUGUGUCAAUGUGUAACUUUUGGGCAUUACUUGAACUGUAACACACGUAUUUUUAAAUGGAAUAACUGCUGUUGCUGGGGAGACUGGGCGAGAUGUUCACUGCCACAUUAUGAAAACAAUACAUCAUGAAUUAAAAUAGUAGUUUUUUA
Molecule: messenger RNA, 4538 nt
Organism: Gadus macrocephalus (Pacific cod)
Lineage: Eukaryota; Metazoa; Chordata; Actinopteri; Gadiformes; Gadidae
Product: E3 ubiquitin-protein ligase MSL2-like
Exons: 3
Coding region: 873-2798 (641 amino acids)
Cellular component (GO): MSL complex
Molecular function (GO): ubiquitin protein ligase activity
Source: RefSeq, a predicted model, not a curated record